Molecule: messenger RNA, 1113 nt
Organism: Symbiodinium sp. CCMP2592
Lineage: Eukaryota; Dinophyceae; Suessiales; Symbiodiniaceae
Source: the annotation of a GenBank genome assembly
AUGGCAGCGCCCGAAGCAGCGGCUGCUGCUGUGCUCUGCGUGAGCUGCAGACAGAAGCCUGAAGAAGCUUCGAAGGGCCGCCAAGAAGGCAACAAGUUUGAGUGCCAGUCAUGCCUUGCUGUUCGCAUGCUGGUUUACCGGAACUUGGGUGCCGGGGCCCUGGAGGAGUUCAGUCCGGAGCAGAAGCAAGACUUCUUUGCUCGCUCCAAGGACGGAGCCCAGGGCGGUCGCUACAAGUGGCCCUGUGUGCGCGCGGUGCUUGUCAGCAAGCACAUAGAAAGAACUUUGACCUCCAACGAGGACAAGGUGACCACCGCCUCCAAGCCGCAGUCGGUCUGGGAGAAAGAGGGCUACUCGGCCGAGACCUUGAAAAACUGCCCCAGGUGGACCUGCCCAGUGUUGGGCGAAGUCGUCAAGGUUCCGCUCCACGAGAACGUCCUGCGAGAAAUCCAGGAGACCGUGCACGAGAAGAUCAUGGAGAAGGAGCGCGCGCUGCGAGACGCUAAAGUCGGCAAGGCAAAGGCCAAGGCAGCUGCUGCGGGUUUCGGUGCCGAGCCGGAAGCUGCGGAGGCCGAACCCGACCUGGACGUGCCAGUGCUUGAGAAAACGGCAGCAGGUGCUGCCAAGCCCAAGCAGGCUGCCAAGCCGAAGGAGCCUUCGGCCAGGGCCACAGCUGCUGCCGAAAAGAAAGCCAAGAAGGAGGCCGCUGCUACGCACACCCUCGCGGCCAAGGUCGUGGGGCCUUUGACGGCAGCGCUCUCGACGCUGCAGUCCCUCAACAAGCAGCUGGCAAAGGAGGGUCUCGCGGACGCACAGAAGGACCUUGACGACGCCGGCGGCGAGUUCCAGACCUGGAAGAAGGCAGCCACUUCCGCGCUCCAGCUUGCAGAAGCCGGUGUUGUUCCGGUGCCUCCGCUUCCCUUUAGCAGCAAGGACUUCGCGGACCACCUGAAGAGUUUUAACACUCUGGUGAAGGAGGCUCGCACUACCCUUAAGACCCGGAAGAGGGAAACUAAGGACGCUCGGGACGCGGCAGCUGCCGAGGCAGAAGCACACGAGAAGGCUCCGGGGGACAAGCCUCCCGCGAAGCGUAGACGAGUGAAGGGCACCUGA